UGGCCGGAAGGGGCCUCUCCCUCUCCUCCCCGCACAUUUCCUCAGCGUCCGUCCCCGCCCGCCACCGGCCCCUCGCUAAGGAGGCCUCACGCACAGCGGUGUCCUGUCCAGGGAGAGCGGGCCGAAAGCGCACGGGGGACACCGCCACCUCCGGCGCGACACCCGACGCCCUCCGCGCGGGGCUCGGGAGAUCGAGGAACCAAGAGAAACCUGCACUACGGUCCCGAGAUCUCGCGAGACUUGGCAGGCCGGGCCCCCCCCCCCCCCCCCCCGCGGCGCUGGCCUGCCGGAAGCGGAAGUCGGCCUGUGGCCCGAGUGGCUCCGUUACCUUGGAGAGCUGAAGUAGUGGGAGAUUCCGUGGCCGAGCUGUGGGCCGGAGAUCGAAACAACACAAACAUUAGACAGUACAACUGCCUCAAAGUGCUGGGGAUGACAGACGCUUCUGAAGCUGUUCCAAAUUUUGAAGAGAUGUUCGCCAGUAGAUUCACAGAAGAUGACCAAGAAUACCAGGAAUACCUGAAGCGCCCUCCUGAGUCCCCUCCGAUCGUCGAGGAGUGGACUAGCAGAGCCGCUGGGAACCAGAGAAAUAGAGGCAAUCGGUUGCAAGAUAACAGACAGUUUAGAGGUAGGGAUAGCAGACGGGGGUGGCCCAGUGACAAUCGAUCAAAUCAGUGGCAUGGACGAUCCUGGGGUAACAAUUACCCGCAGCACAGACAAGAACCUUACUACCCCCACCAGUACGGACACUAUGGUUACAACCAACGGCCUCCCUAUGGUUACUACUGAUGGAAACGGCAGCAGCUUUUAGUAAAACCAUUACUCUGUUAACGUGACAAAAGUUUGUAUCUUCUGUUGGUCAUAGUUUUACGUUUGAUUUCAGAGAGUGGAUUAUUAACUUUUUGGCACUUCUGACUUUUUUUUUUUUUAAUGAGAUCUUACCAGAGACAUUAUGGUUGCUGGGAAUAAGUAUGCCUCUAAAAAGGUUGUAGAUUUAUUACCUGACUUCUACCUCAGAUUUCUUCUUUGUUUCAUGACUUAACAGUCUUUGAACUUGCUGUGUGUUUUCUUUGUUUGACCUCCAGGAGUUCUGUCUUUGUUUUACACAGAAAUAAAAAUUUUAAAGUAGAAAA
This is a messenger RNA of Prionailurus viverrinus (fishing cat), 1130 nucleotides long. RefSeq names its product RNA guanine-7 methyltransferase activating subunit (gene RAMAC). The record is from RefSeq and is a predicted model, not a curated record. The coding region runs from base 430 to 786 and encodes 118 amino acids. NCBI's taxonomy places the organism in Eukaryota, Metazoa, Chordata, Mammalia, Carnivora, Felidae. Gene Ontology annotation, molecular function: RNA binding. The transcript is spliced from 4 exons. Gene Ontology annotation, biological process: RNA 5'-cap (guanine-N7)-methylation.